This is a messenger RNA of Penicillium atrosanguineum, 639 nucleotides long. RefSeq names its product Aldolase-type TIM barrel. Gene Ontology annotation, molecular function: RNA polymerase II cis-regulatory region sequence-specific DNA binding; DNA-binding transcription factor activity, RNA polymerase II-specific. Gene Ontology annotation, biological process: regulation of transcription by RNA polymerase II. The transcript has 2 exons. Bases 1 to 639 code for a protein of 212 amino acids. The record is from RefSeq and is a predicted model, not a curated record. Lineage: Eukaryota; Fungi; Ascomycota; Eurotiomycetes; Eurotiales; Aspergillaceae.
AUGUCCAUUAACAGCAUGGGUCCCACUGCCUCCAACACCGUCGCUGACAGUAACUCGCCCCGAACCAGCCUCGGUGACCAAAGCGAAGGGGAUCAUAAUGGAGAGCCCUACUCGAAACUCAUCUACAGAGCCCUAAAAGAUGCCGACGGCCAUAGACUGUCCCUUCAGCAAAUCUAUGACUGGUUCAUUAAAAACACCAGCAAGGGCAGAGACAGCACCAAAGGCUGGCAGAACAGCAUUCGCCAUAAUCUGUCUAUGAAUAAAGUACGACCUCUCACUCCCAACACUUCCAUUAUCCCCGCUGCCGGUUUCAUAUCAAACCAGUUUCAUAUCACUAUCCACUUCCCACCAUCGGGUGAUCUCGCAUCCCCUCUGCCUACGCCACCUUUCGGGGAUGCACCGCACUAUCAAUUGGGGAAGGUCUUCAAUGGCCUGCCCCCCGGCGACAGCCUUGUCAAACAAGAAUUCGACUUUUCCAAAGUGAUUGGCUGCACGAGCUCCCCACUUGGUGAUAACUCGAUGUUCUAUGGUGUCGCGGGACCGGCACUGAGCUAUGUACCGCUCGAUCUUGACCAUAUCGGUGGUUGGUACCCCCUCUCAGGGCCCGAUAAUGGGUUGACAGGGCCCGGAAAGCUAUGA